CCUCUUGCACUGAGAUGCAGUGUCUUAGACCACUGCACCACUCGGGAGCCAGUAGAAGGAGGUGGUGUGUAUUUAUUUUGGCCUGGGUGGAGUGUUGGCCCGAUGCAGACCUCGCUGCUAUGGGUGGGCGAGAGCCAGGCUUCUGUCUCCUGAGCCUACCCCAAUCCCCUCAGUCCACCCCUAGCCCUGGCCUGGCUACCAUCUCCAUCUUCCAUCCCCAUAUCCCAGCCUGCAUCCAGCCUGCAGCUGACUGUCUUACUGCAGCUCCAGGAAGAACUAAGUCCGCUGAGAGAGCAUGAAUUUACAGCAAAACCCUUUUUAAUUACCACUGUAGUCUGCUCUUCAUUUGUUUGUGUGAUUAUUCUAUGUAAGCCUAGUUAUGUCCUGUGCUUAAGGACCCCACACAAAAUGUUGUGUAAUAUUUUUUGUUGGGACGUAAUAUAUACAGUUGGUCUGAGAAAAUAUGCCGGUUUAGCAAGACAAGAUCCCCAUUAGUCCUGGUUUGGGAUUGUGAGGAAAUUGUUUGUGACUGGGUUUUGUCUACGAACGGGGAGGAUUAUUGACUGGACUGCUGAACGUAACAUUCCCUGAAAGAUACUGACUGACUAAAGACUAACGUUAGCAGCCGUCGAAUCACAGAGGAGCUUUGUGUCAUUAAAACGAAACAGCUUUUUGUUCCCUGCUGACUCCUCCCUCGGUCGUUCUUUCGGUUCGAAGUUCGAGUGGUGACGGACUGAGGGCGUAUCCUGAUCCUGGCACACCCGUGUCUACUCUCCACUGCCCAGGGGUCUGGAAUUAUAGAAGUACGGUGGCCUGCUGGGAUCCGUCCCAACCAGGCCCCUGCCUGCAGCACCUGUUGACACAGCAAGCUACUUUUACGUCUGAAUUGGCUGGAUUUAUCGACUUCUGAUUUGAGUGUUCUAUACUAACCUUAUCCAGGCUUCCUGUAAUUUAAGAAUGCCAAUGUGACAGAGAACGCUAACACCUCUGAGGAUUUGCUCUGAAACUUUGGGAGCCGUUACUACUCCAGCAUCGUGCCAAGAAUAUGCCUGUUGUUGGAAUGAAGCCGGCUCAGGCUAAUUGGUUGUUGUGUUAUGGUAGUUAAUUAUGUGCAGCAGUUCAGGGAGUUAGAGAGAGUCUGGGCUGCGAUGAGUACCUGGGCUCAGGCAAGGUGAUGGACAAGUGUGGGGUGUGUGGCGGGGAUAACACGGCCUGUAAGCUGGUGUCAGGGCUCUUCCAGCAGCACAGCCUGAACAAGGUGGGCUACCACAAGAUAGUGGAGAUCCCAGAGGGAGCCACCAAGAUCAACGUCACCGAGACGGUGAAGAGCAGGAAUUACCUGGCUCUGAAAAGCCGCUCAGGUCGCUCCAUCAUCAAUGGGAACUGGGCCAUUGACCGGCCGGGGAAGUAUGAGGGGGUGGGCACCAUGUUCACCUACCGACGACCCAAUGAGGUCACCAGCACCGCCGGGGAGUCCUUCCUGGCUGAAGGGCCAACCAAUGAGAUCCUGGAUGUUUAUGUGAUCUACCAGCAGCCCAACCCAGGAGUGAGCUAUGAAUUCAUCCUUCCCUCUGACAACCCUCCACAGCACCCCGACCACAGACCUGGAGGGAAUACUCUGCAUGGGCAAAGUGGGAAUGACCACCGGGGUAACCCCAACCAGGAGGGGUACGAUCUAGCAGGAGGGGGCAAAUACCCUCCCCAGGUACCCAACAACCAGGUGCCAGCGGUCCAGCCACCCAAACGUCAGAGAGAAUAUAACUGGAAACUGUCUGGGGCAACAGAGUGUAGUGCCUCCUGUGGCAGAGGUAGCAGGUACACCAUCUUCCACUGUGUCCACAGACUGAGCCAUGAGCAUGUACCAGAGAACCAGUGUGACAGCAGCACCAGGCCCAGUUCACAGGAGGAGCCCUGCAACCUUCAGUCCUGCCCUGCCUUCUGGGACAUUGGUGAGUGGUCGGAGUGCAGUAAGACAUGUGGCCUGGGUAUGCAGCACCGCCAGGUCUUGUGCAGGCAGGUGUAUGCCAACCGGACCCUCAACGUCCACACCAGCCGCUGCCGCCACCUGGAGCAGCCUGAGACCACCAGCACCUGCCAGCUGAAAAUCUGCAGCGAGUGGCAGAUACGAACCGAGUGGAGCGCCUGCUCUGUUCCCUGUGGCGUGGGCCAGAGGACCAGGGAGGUGCACUGUGUCAGCAACGUGGGAGACUUUGUGUCGGACGAGGAGUGCAACAUGAAGCUGCGACCCAGUGACAAUGAGAACUGUGACAUGGGGCCCUGUGCUAAAAGUUGGUUCUUCACUGAGUGGGGAAAUAAGUGUUCUGCUGAGUGUGGGAUGGGCAUCCGGACCCGCGGCGUUCUGUGCCUGACCAAUCACAUCAGCAGCUUGCCUCUGGAGGGGUGUGGCCAUGAGCGCCCCACUGACUCUCAGGUCUGUAAUCACGGCCCCUGUGAGAGUCGCAUCGAGUGGUUUACAGCCCCCUGGAGUCAGUGCUCAACGGAGUGUGGCUCGGGCAGCCAGCAGAGGGCAGUGGUGUGUCUGAUGAAGUCUGACGAGGGGUUCAAUGUAAUGCCGCCCUACGAAUGUUCUUCUCUAGACAAGCCUCUUAAUCAGCAGAGCUGCCACCUCAAGCCCUGCGGGGCCAUGUGGUACCACACAGACUGGAGCGCUUGUUCUAAGACGUGUGAGGGGGGCUUCCGUGUGAGGGAGGUGCGCUGUCUGUCUGAUGACAUGCUUUCCAGUGAGGGCUGUAAGGAGGAGCUGAAACCAGUGGAGAGAGAGGAGUGCAACCCAGAGCCCUGCAUCCCACACAUAGACGAGAACUGUCGAGACAAGUAUUUCAACUGCAAUGUGGUGGUCCAGGCACGUCUCUGUGUGUACGACUACUACAAGACAACCUGCUGUGCCUCCUGCACACGAGUGGCCCACAGACAGUCACAACACAGGGCACUCAGCUAGCCCCCUCUCCCCAGGCCUCAGACCUCUAGGGGGCCUGACACAGCGCCCAGAGCAGGCCCUCAGUCCCUGGGCAAAACACACUGACUCACAGUGGAGAGGACAGCCUAGAACCUGACUCUGGGUGGGCACUGACUGGACACUAUAAUAUGAGUGCUGAAAAUACAGACUGAAAAACCGCAAAGAAAGGAAGUGAAAGCCUAACUUGUUUUUGGCUUGUGAAGAGAUUGCCAAUGGGCAAUACGGGAAACAGAAUGGUUCUUGGAGGAUGGUUGUGAAGGACACGUUUAACAGGGCUAUGAGUGGAGGAGCUCUGGUGAGGCGAGAUGAUAGACAGGACACCAAACCGAAGAAUAUGGAACCAAUUUUUGGUCUGUAACCAGAAUCCCCUCCAAUAAAAGUUCCUGUCUGGGUUUUUGUUGUGUUUCGUGGGAAGCAGUUUGCCGCUGCCAUUCACCUGAAUGGGUUAAGGUCUUGAAAAAGGUCUUUGGCUGAAACGUUGACAGAAUAAACAAGGUGCAGAGGUAA
Molecule: messenger RNA, 3484 nt
Organism: Salmo salar (Atlantic salmon)
Lineage: Eukaryota; Metazoa; Chordata; Actinopteri; Salmoniformes; Salmonidae
Source: RefSeq, a predicted model, not a curated record